Chenopodium quinoa (quinoa) is the source of this 2180-nucleotide messenger RNA. RefSeq names its product G-protein coupled receptor 1-like. Gene Ontology annotation, biological process: adenylate cyclase-activating G protein-coupled receptor signaling pathway; cell surface receptor signaling pathway. NCBI's taxonomy places the organism in Eukaryota, Viridiplantae, Streptophyta, Magnoliopsida, Caryophyllales, Amaranthaceae. The record is from RefSeq and is a predicted model, not a curated record. Gene Ontology annotation, cellular component: plasma membrane. Bases 391 to 1365 code for a protein of 324 amino acids. The transcript has 9 exons. Gene Ontology annotation, molecular function: G protein-coupled receptor activity.
UUUCUCUUGAAGGUUGUACAUAAGGAUUAUUUAAAAAUUAUUAAUUUUUCUUGUGUGGAUAGAUCAUUUUGCAUAAUUGGAGUUGAUCAUGAUUAAAUUUGCAUUUGUUGUUGGAUAAGAUUAUACUUCCAACCUAGUUUAAUUGAGGGGAAAAAAAUCCAAAUUGUUUGGAGAGGGAAAAAAUAAAAAAAACGUCGCCUGAGAGAUUCGAACUCUCGCGGGGAAACCCCAUGUACUUAGCAGGCACACGCCUUAACCACUCGGCCAAAGCGACCAUUUGAUGCUACAUCGUAAAAAGUAAAGGUAUUAAAAAACAGCAUAAAAGAAGCCAAUAACUGGAGAAGAAAAGCAGACAAAGGCAAGUGGUGGCGUUGGAAGGAAGAGGCGAAAAUGGCGGCGUCGGGAGGUAGUGGUGGUGUUGGGAGUUUGUCCGGCGGCGAUCGAGAAAUACUUGCGACGGUGAACAUGGUUGCUUCAAGUUUGUCAUUGAUUGGAUCUAGCUUCAUUGUCCUUUGUUACAUUCUUUUCAAGGACCUUCGCAAAUUCUCUUUCAAGCUCGUCUUUUAUCUCGCUCUCUCUGACAUGCUUUGCAGUUUUUUCAAUAUUAUUGGAGAUCCAUCUACAGGGUUCUUCUGUUAUGCUCAGGGUUAUAGCACUCAUUUCUUCUGCGUCGCGUCCUUUUUAUGGACAACCACUAUAGCUUUUACUCUUCAUCGUACUGUUGUGCAACACAAGACUGAUGUUGAAGAUUUAGAGCCUGUUUUCCACCUCUAUGUAUGGGGAACUUCUCUGGUCAUGACUAUCAUGCGCUCCAUCGGUAAUCAUCAUAGUCAUAUACGUGCUUGGUGUUGGUCCCAAACAGGCCGUGCAGGAAAGGUUGUCCACUUCGGAACAUUCUACGCUCCGCUUUGGGGUGCGAUUCUCUACAAUGGUUUUACAUAUCUUCAAGUGAUCCGCAUGCUGAAAAACGCAACUCGUAUGGCAGCUGGUAUGUCGGACCGGGCACACCAAUCUGAUGCUAGGCCAGACAUGAGAGCCUUAAAUCGAUGGGGUUAUUAUCCUCUUAUACUUAUUGGCUCAUGGGCUUUUGGCACGAUAAAUCGGAUUCAUGAUCUGAUUGAACCAGGGCAUAAAAUCUUUUGGCUUUCUUUUCUUGAUGUGGGGACUGCUGCACUGAUGGGCCUUUUCAACUCAAUUGCGUAUGGUCUCAACUCGUCUGUGAGGCGGGCUAUUUAUGAGAGAUUGGAUCUAAUUUGGCCUGAGAGACUGAGAAGAUUGGAUUUGCCACUUCGGAUUUCAAAAGUCAGAGGGAAACAAGAAGAAAGUGAAAUGGUCCCCCUAAAAAUUCAAGAACAGCAACAAUAGUUUGAUGUCUCUGGGAUCUGUUGUAUGAUUCCUUGGGAUUUGGAUCAUUUAAAGAAUGGUGUUGUAAUGUACAUUUGUAGAACAGAGAGUAUCAAGAAGUUUUAAGGCAGAAACAAAGGGAGUUUUCUCUUGUAUACAUCCCGGUUUGAUAUCCAGCUUGUGGGAGCAGAUGUUGACCUGGUGUAGCAGACAAUCAUUUGAAGGUAUCUUAAAAAAAAAGAGCAUCUGAGGCUUGAACAUUGUCAAAAUAUACCUUCCAAGUUGCUAACAGUAGGUCAGUAUUGAUUGAUUUUCGAGGGGAGAGUAUCGCUUCAUUUUGGGCUAUGCAAGGAUGUAAAAGAUUUUCUGGUCUAGGAUAGCCUGUGACGGAGUGGCAAUUAUUUUAUUUCUUGACAUGAUUUAAUGAUGUGGUGACAACUGGUGAGAGCAAUUGCAGCAAUCAUAGGUCUCCCUCUCUUGUGGCAAUUUUGAUCUACACUACUAGUGUGAUUUAUAUAUUCUUUGUUGUAUGAGCUAUCAAAAGUGUUUGUAAUUGUGACAUUGGAUUUUAAGAUUUCUGCGGCUAUUCUGUAAGUCAACCAUUUGGUAGAGCUUUGUGAUGAUGAUGAUGGUGCUGAGAAAAUGAGGAUAGCUGCUCCAGUGACGAGUCAUUGCUAGUGUAGUGUCUGCAAUUCUAUGAUUCUGUGGUAAAGGAACAUGUUAUAGUUUUUGAUUUUUUAUAGAAACAACAAUAUGAUUUAUGUAUUAUCCGUACCUUGAUUGUGAUCAUAUAGUAUAACAAGUAGAGUAAUAAAUAAAAUUAAAACUUAACUGUG